AUGUGUACCAAAGAGGGGAUUGUUGCUCUUUUUUUGCCAUUUCCUUUUGGAUUUUACUGCAGGGCCAGACCAGUGAGAUCUAUGGCUACCAGAUGGGACAGAGGUCGGUCCCUCGAUUCCCCCAUAUGCAUGCUUCGAUAUGAAGAGAAAAGGCGAUGGGGCAUCCAGCCACAAUUAGGCUUUUUGUGGGUAAGGUCCUGCUGCUACUGCGUACUCUCCUGGCGCCAUUCCAUUUUUAGCAUUGCCAGAUCCUGA
Molecule: messenger RNA, 255 nt
Organism: Linum trigynum
Lineage: Eukaryota; Viridiplantae; Streptophyta; Magnoliopsida; Malpighiales; Linaceae
Source: the annotation of a GenBank genome assembly